AUGAUGACCCACUUUGUUCACGUCUAUGUCUUACUUCUCGGAUAUUUUCUUCUAAACGAUGCGAGUAAACCGGAUGAUCCUUUGCAAGGAACGAAUCCUGUGUGUGCUGAUAUUUGCGCUUCAUCCGAAGCUCAUGUCGAAUUAGAUCUGAGUGAGCCACGGAUUCAAAGAGAAAAUGAACGUGCUCAAGUUACACUUCAUCCGACAGGUAGUGGCCGUUGUCGAGAGCCGGCUUUACUGGAAAUACCUUUGAGUAAACUCGGGCCACACGGAAUUGUCAAGUUUGAUCUGAGCUUUGGUCCUGUUUUACAUAAUUACAGUAUUGAUAUCGGAUUUACUUAUGAAGAAAAUACAACAGUUCAUAGUGUGAAUAUCUUUAAUCAGCAGGUUUCAAUCGAAUAUCGCUUGAAUAACGAACAGCAUAUUGAUAUCUCUGAACAAUCAGUUACCCUACUUGAACCAGGAGAAGAUUUAACAAUCUACAUAUCGAAUGAAUGGAUACAAAUUGAAAACAAACUUCGCCAACAUCCAAAGUUAACUGUUCAGUUCAAUCGAACGGAUGCUCUAUUUUUCAAUCCCAAUGCUUCUCAUUUAUCAGUUGGUCUCAAUCGUAAUAUCAAUGGAAAGCAAACUGGUAUCGGUCUCUGUUUCGCAAACUUAACAUUCAUCGAAUGUUUUGCAGAUAAAGAAUCUGCAUUGGACAUCGACGUGAAUAACAAAACAUAUGUGCAGCGAGAUCUUGAAAAUAUCAACUGGAUUAGUCAUUUAACAUAUCUUGAUCCGAAUGCUGAUGUUCGAGAAUGUACCGCACAAGGUGUUGUUCGAUUAACUUUUGAUCCGUUUGGAUCACGACGUAUUGCUCGAUUUGAUCUAAGCAUGGGCUCACAAAUUCACGGUUUUACAUUUAAUAUCGGUGAUUCAGCCACCAAUAAUGGCUACGGAGGUGAUGGUGGCACAACAUCGAAUUCUGCUGAAAUUCACUCGAAUGAUAAUCGAUUUUAUAUUUGGGCAAAUACAAAAAUAUGUGGCGAUACACUUCUCUUAAAGAUCGACUAUAAUGUUAUUGAACCAUUCGACAAUAUAACAAUUCUUGUUAGUAACGAACGAGUUGAACUAACUAACCAUCGGUCAUAUCAUCAAAUACUGUCUAAUCCUUAUUUAUAUGCACUUGCGAGACAAAAUGUCACGUGUAAUUGUUUCGAUUCGCUUUGUUAUCCUGGUGUUCAACCUGAUAAUGAUAUCUAUUUCGGUAUCAAUCGCGUUAUCGGCGGCACUUACCGACCAGGCACUGGUGUGUGUGAUGCAAAUGUCAACUGGAUUCAAUGUAAAAAGAUCGAUGUCUCACCACGAAAUAAAUAUGAACCAGUCACUACACCCGAACUGACAACAACAACAACAACAACAACAACUAUCAUUUCGAGUACAAUACCAAUCGAUAUCACAAUGAAGUUACCCGAGCAUUCAACUGAAGUAAUAAAUCAUAUGGAAAUAAGUUUGUUAACAAUGACUACGGAAGGAAAUAAUCAAAAUGACACAUUGGCAUCAAUUGGAUCAACGAUGAUUUAUUCCGAUGAAACAACGACCGAACAACACAUCAUCACUUCGACGGAAAACCAAGUUGACUAUAUGACAACCACUGAUAUCGAUACUCGCCAACCGAUUGAAUUGACAAGUCAAUUAUCUAGUGUAUAUGAAGCGACAUCGUCAACACCACGUCUAAUUCAUUUAUUAACUAAUUCAUCACAAUUUCUAACGACCGAAGAAAUAACUCAACGUACAACAGCAACAACAAUAACAACAACUGAAAUUGCAACACACUUAACAACCAGUUUCAAUCCAUGUACAUUAGAAAAUCUCCGUGCUAACUUUGUCUACCAUGAAUAUCCAUUAGAUAAACACAAAUUCGUCUUUUGCGAUAGUGAAGGUAAAAUGAACAUCAUCGCCUGUUCGCCCAAUUAUGUUUGGUCUCAAAGUGAACAAUCAUGCGUUUUGCCUGGAUGA
Adineta ricciae is the source of this 2001-nucleotide messenger RNA. Lineage: Eukaryota; Metazoa; Rotifera; Eurotatoria; Adinetida; Adinetidae. The record is from the annotation of a GenBank genome assembly.